GCUCCCGCCCUCGGGGCUGCGGGCGGUCCCCAGCUCCUUACGGCUUCGCUCCGGUUCCGGGACGCUGGGGGGUGGCCUCAGUUUCCCCUGACCUGGGCCACCCCGUUUCCUGAGGCCAGAGGAGCGUCGCCCCCCCGAGUAAGCCGCCCGUGCCCGGCCCGGGCAUGUCUCCUGCUCAGCCCGGAGCCGCCCCUCGCUGUGGAUCCUGGGCCCAGGUCCGGCCUGGGAACCCCCCAUUCAAAUUCAGAUCCCCUCCCUGCUGUCAAGCGGCUUCCGCUGCUCCCCAGAUUGCUCCCGGGAGCCGUUGAUGCCCUGAUUUCUUCCAAUGUCGCCUACGGCUCCUUUGGUCUCAGCGCAGCCCCAGACUUCAAUGCAAAGGAAAAGUCUGGAUUGGUUUCACAGGCCUUUUAAAAAGCGGACCUGAAAGUUGCUGGCUGUGCAUUCCGGCUCCGGUGAGCUGUCGCUGAAGUCUGCGGGACCCGUGUCCUUUUCCGGAGAGCAGGGCUGGGGAAGGAGAGCGGCAGGAAACUUGUUGGGAAGGUGGAGAAACUGAGAUAGGGUGUCGGUGACUUCCCCAGGAAAAGUUCUGGACAGCAGCCAAAGAAGACCCACAUUUCCUUUCUGCCUGGGGAUCGAAACGACUUUGGUGUUGUUGGUCCUCUUCUGCGUCCCCUCGGGACAUUUCUGUUGGAAGGUUUUCUUCUUGAAACAGCCUGUAAAAUAAACUUUUAAGAAAAAAAAAUCAAGAAACUUUGGGGGUAGAUUUGCAGCUACAUUACUUCAAGAUUGAGGAACUGCAAAAAUAAUUGGAACGUCUGUUUACACGUGUCGACUCAAAACUUGGCUUCUUUUUGUAAUACAAGAUUGACCUCAUAUACUGGUGAAUGUGAAAUUCUGCAUAACUGUUUCCUCCCAAAGCCCACAGACCUUUCUGGAAGAUCUUGAACCCUCUUCUGGAAAGGGGUGCCUAUCAUUGCUUUAUGGGGCAGCAGCCUGGAAAAGUUCUUGGGGACCAGAGGAGGCCGAGUCUGCCUGCCCUGCACUUUAUCAAGGGCGCAGGAAAGAAGGAAUCAUCGAGGCAUGGGGGUCUGCACUGCAAUGUUUUUGUGGAACAUGAAGCCCUCCAGCGGCCAGUAGCGUCUGACUUUGAGCCCCAAGGCCUGAGCGAAGCUGCGCGCUGGAACUCCAAGGAAAAUCUUCUUGCGGGGCCCAGCGAAAAUGACCCCAACCUUUUUGUGGCACUGUAUGAUUUUGUGGCCAGUGGAGAUAACACUCUAAGCAUAACCAAAGGUGAAAAGCUCCGGGUCCUAGGCUACAAUCACAAUGGGGAAUGGUGUGAAGCCCAAACCAAAAAUGGUCAAGGAUGGGUCCCCAGCAACUACAUCACCCCGGUCAACAGCCUGGAGAAGCACUCCUGGUACCACGGGCCCGUGUCCCGCAACGCUGCCGAGUAUCUGCUGAGCAGCGGGAUCAACGGCAGCUUCCUGGUGCGGGAAAGCGAGAGCAGUCCUGGCCAGCGGUCCAUCUCGCUGAGAUACGAAGGGAGGGUGUACCACUACAGGAUCAACACUGCUUCUGAUGGCAAGCUCUACGUGUCCUCGGAGAGCCGCUUCAACACCCUGGCGGAGCUGGUUCACCACCACUCCACCGUGGCAGACGGGCUCAUCACCACACUCCACUACCCCGCCCCGAAGCGCAACAAGCCCACGGUGUACGGCGUGUCCCCCAACUACGACAAGUGGGAGAUGGAACGCACAGACAUCACCAUGAAGCACAAACUGGGCGGCGGCCAGUACGGGGAGGUGUACGAGGGUGUGUGGAAGAAGUACAGCCUCACCGUGGCCGUGAAGACCUUGAAGGAGGACACCAUGGAGGUAGAGGAGUUCCUGAAGGAGGCUGCGGUCAUGAAGGAGAUCAAGCACCCCAAUCUGGUGCAGCUGCUGGGGGUCUGCACCCGGGAGCCCCCGUUCUACAUCAUCACCGAGUUCAUGACCUACGGGAACCUGCUGGACUACCUGCGCGAGUGUAACCGGCAGGAGGUGAGCGCAGUGGUUCUGCUCUACAUGGCCACUCAGAUCUCCUCCGCCAUGGAGUACCUGGAGAAGAAGAACUUCAUCCACAGAGAUCUUGCUGCCCGAAACUGCCUGGUAGGGGAAAACCACUUGGUGAAGGUGGCUGAUUUCGGCCUGAGCAGGUUAAUGACAGGGGACACCUACACAGCCCACGCUGGAGCCAAGUUCCCGAUCAAGUGGACCGCACCCGAGAGCCUGGCCUACAACAAGUUCUCCAUCAAGUCUGAUGUGUGGGCGUUUGGAGUCUUGCUUUGGGAAAUUGCUACGUACGGCAUGUCACCUUACCCGGGAAUUGACCUGUCCCAGGUGUACGAGCUGCUGGAGAAAGACUACCGCAUGGAGCGCCCCGAAGGCUGCCCCGAGAAGGUCUACGAGCUCAUGCGCGCAUGUUGGCAGUGGAGCCCCUCUGACCGGCCGUCCUUUGCUGAAAUCCACCAGGCCUUCGAAACCAUGUUCCAGGAAUCCAGCAUUUCAGAUGAAGUGGAAAAGGAGCUGGGGAAACAAGGCGUGCGGGGCGCUGCCGGCGCCGUGCUGCAGGCCCCGGAGCUGCCCACCAAGACCAGGACCUCCAGAAGAGCUGCUGAGCACAAAGACUCCGCCGACGUCCCCGACACACCCCACUCCCGGGGCCAGGGAGAGACUGAACCCCUGGACCACGAGCCUGCCGUGUCUCCUCUGCUCCCUCGCAAAGAGCGGGGCCCCCCCGAGGGCGGCCUGGCGGAGGACGAGCGCCUCCUGCCCAAAGACAGAAAGACCAACCUAUUUAGCGCCCUGAUAAAGAAGAAGAAGAAGAUGGCGCCAGCCCCACCCAAGCGCAGCAGCUCCUUCCGGGAGAUGGAUGGGCAGCCGGAGCGCAGGGGCGCUGGGGAGGAGGACAGCCGGGAGAUCAGCAAUGGGGUGCCUGCGCUCGCCCUCUCCGAUGCAGCUGAGGCCACCAAGUCCCCGAAGUCCAGCAAUGGAGCCGGCGUCCCCAAUGGGGCCUUCCGGGAGGCAGGGGGCUCGGGCUUCCGGUCCCCGCCCCUGUGGAAGACCAGCACGCUCACCAGCAGCCGCCUGGCCGCCGGAGAAGACGAGGGCAGCGGCGGCGGCAGCAGCAGCAGCAAGCGCUUCCUGCGCUCCUGCUCUGCCUCCUGCGUGCCCCACGGGGCCAGGGACACGGAGUGGAGGUCGGUCACGCUGCCUCGUGACCUCCAGUCCACGGGGAGGCAGUUUGACUCAUCCACUUUCGGAGGGCACAAGAGUGAGAAGCCAGCCCUGCCCCGGAAACGAGCCAGCGAGCCCAGGUCGGACCAGGGGGCCCGGGGCGUGACGCCGCCGCCCCGGCUGGGGAAGAGGGGCGAGGAGGCCGCCGACGAGGUGCUCAAGGACCCAGCCGAGCCCAGCCCCGGCUCCAGCCCCCCAACCCUGACUCCCAAAGUCCUGCGUCGCCAGGCCACCACGCCGCCUUCCGGCCUGCCCCACAAGGACGAGGCCGGGAAGGGCAGUGGCUUGGGGACCCCUGCUGCAGCUGAGCCAGUGUCCCCCAGCAGCAGAGCGGGUGCUCCCGGGGGCCCCAGCAAGGCGCCCCCAGAGGAGUCCCGAGUGAGAAGGCACAAGCAGUGCUCCGACUCGCCGGGCCGAGACCGAGACCGGGGCAGGCUGUCGAAGCUCAAGCCCGCCCCGCCGCCGCCGCCGCCUGCCGCCUCGGGAAAGUCCGGGAAGCCCACGCAGAGCCCGGGCCACGAAGUGGCCGCUGAGGCGGCCUCCACCACCAAAGCAAGAGCCACAAGCCCAGCCGUGGAGGCUGCGAACAGUGAGGCCGCCAAACCCAGCCAGCUGGGAGAGGGCUUCAAGAAGCCCGCGCCCCCAUCUGUGCCAAAGCCACAGUCCGCCACCAAGCCACCAGGAGCUCCCACCAGCCCAGCCCCUGCGCCGAGCACCCUGCCAGCAGCCCCCUCUGCCCUGGCGGGGGACCCAUCCUCCACCGCCGCCUUCAUCCCCCUCAUUUCAACCCGUGUGUCUCUGCGGAAGACGCGCCAGCCCCCCGAGCGCAUCGCCAGCGGCGCCAUCACCAAAGGCGUGGUUCUGGACAGCACGGAGGCGCUGUGCCUGGCCAUCUCCAGGAACUCGGAGCAGAUGGCCAGCCACACCGCCGUGCUGGAGGCCGGCCAGAACCUCUACACAUUCUGUGUGAGCUACGUGGAUUCCAUCCAGCAGAUGAGGAACAAGUUUGCCUUCCGAGAGGCCAUCAACAAACUGGAGAACAACCUCCGGGAGCUGCAGAUCUGCCCAGCGCCCUCGGGCAGCGGCCCGGCCGCCACGCAGGACUUCAGCAAGCUCCUCAGCUCGGUGAAGGAGAUCAGCGACAUUGUGCAGAGGUAGCAGAAGCCAGCGGCCACGCCAGCCGGAGCCGCCUGCGGCCCCCACGUGACCCACAGGACCAGCAAGCCGGCCUGGGCUGGGGUUCUGCCUCAGACCAGGCCCAGCAGGGC
Dipodomys ordii (Ord's kangaroo rat) is the source of this 4543-nucleotide messenger RNA. It is a transcript of the gene Abl1, whose product is annotated as ABL proto-oncogene 1, non-receptor tyrosine kinase. The record is from RefSeq and is a predicted model, not a curated record. Gene Ontology annotation, molecular function: protein binding; non-membrane spanning protein tyrosine kinase activity; ATP binding. The transcript is spliced from 12 exons. Lineage: Eukaryota; Metazoa; Chordata; Mammalia; Rodentia; Heteromyidae. Gene Ontology annotation, biological process: regulation of apoptotic process; protein phosphorylation. The coding region runs from base 981 to 4433 and encodes 1150 amino acids.